UGGAGAGAUACCUUUCCUCCUCACCCUCUUCGGCUCUUCCUUCACUCAUUUCAAAUAUUUUUAUGCCAAAAAACAAGAAGGAUAAAUUCAUCAGAAACGUCAACAGUUCGAUCUUUCGGAUCUCGUCGCUCGGGCUCGGAUCCUCCAAUCGUCAUUGCCGUCGUCGGUGCCUGGGCUUGGCAUUCUCUGCCAGAUCUCUUCAGUACUUGGCUAGUCCCUGCACUAUUCGAAGCUGCUCCCCUUUUUAUGGCAUUUUGACUAUCCUCAGCUUUGCGAGAUCAAUGUCUGUUGAAGAUAUUUAUAAAUUUCGAAAUGCGAGUUUGGUAAUCGAAGCGCUAUUGAUAUUGAGUUUGCUGGUCCUGCUCACCUCUCAUUUUGUUACCCCUGAUUUGCGCAGCUGCCUAGUUAUAGACUUCCUAUUGUGAGGCUAUUUGUAAUUUGUAGUUGUGAAUGAUGGAUCCAAUUAAUCAUUCACUUGUUGAUGGCCUUAAAGUGGUUCAUCAAAAUGGUGUUCACGAGGAACCUUUUAAGUCUGGAAAGGGUGAUAUAGGCCUCAAUAUUGCUGAAAUUAUAGACAUGGAUGCUUUAAAUGGAAACUUUGAAAAUGUUGUCCAGUUGGAUAGUACUGCCACCAAUGACUCGUCUGUGGGAGAAAUGAAAGAAGGACCAAUUGACCAUACGGGCAGCAGCAACGAGUCCAUUUCUAAGGAAGAGAAGGAGAAAACCAAUGAUCAAACAAAACAAUCAAGAGUGUCAAAAGUUCCUGUUAAGAAUAAGAAUGGAAAGCCCCCAAGUCCUAAAGGCAUUCUUGCUUGUGGGCCCAAAAAAAGCAAAGAUGGAAAAGAUGAAGAGGCAAUAUCUUCUGUUUCAAAUGGUAAUCUAGCCUCAAAGACUCACUCAAGACAACAUAUUAAAAGUGGACGAUUCAUCGAAAAGCAGACUCAAAUGUCCAAGCACUCUAGAAAGUCUGAUGCAGCAUCUUCCGAAGAACCCUUGGGGAAGAAAACCCCGAAACUGUUGAAUAAAGAACCCCUUGAUGGAGUUAAAGGAGAAGCAGAAUCUUCAAGUACCGUUGUGGAAGAUACCAAACCCCGUAGGGUAGGAACACUUCCUAAAUAUGGUUUUAGUUUCAAGUGUGAUGAACGGGCUGAGAGAAGAAAAGAGUUCUACUCUAAGCUUGAGGAAAAAAUUCAUGCAAAGGAAUUGGAGGAGAGUGACUUGCAGGCAAAGACGAAGGAGACUCAAGAAGCUGAGAUUAAGAUGCUUAGAAAGAGUCUAACAUUUAAGGCAACCCCAAUGCCAAGUUUCUACCAGGAGCCUCCUCCUCCGAAGGUGGAGUUAAAGAAGAUACCAACUACGAGAGCCAAGUCUCCCAAGCUUGGUCGGAGGAAGAAUUCGGUCAAUCCAGAGUCAGAAGGAAACACUGGCGGCAGUGGUCGACAAGGUCGUUUAAGUCUAGAUGAGAACCCCAGUAAAGUUAUGUUAGUCCAUCAAAAGAAGCCACAGAGGAAAUCUCUUCCUCCUCGCCUGCAUUCUGAAAGGACCAGUUCAUCCGCCUCGAAAACUGCAAGCACUUCAUCUAAGGCAAUGCAUCACAGCAAGACCUCCUCACACAGUGUAACAAAGAAAGAUACCACCUUAUCCAGUGUAACCAGGGAAGAGAAAACUGAAAUUGCUGCAGGAAAUGAAGAGAACAGCACCUUUUCCAGUGAGAUAGGCAAAGCUCCAUCUUGCGUAGAAGAACCAUCUGCAAUCCUCUCGAACAAGCCCGGUGAAGCAGAGUCUCAUGUGAACAGUGACAUCGUGGUUGAAGAACAACCUCAGGUUUCAUCAGCGCAAGAACCCACAGUGGCAGAACAUUAAGAACUGGGACAAAACUGCAUAUCCACUUUCACAGCUCUUGAUUCAGCUCAUUGAUAUUAGAGGCGCAUGGGGAAAAAGAUUAUUUGACAUAAAGGGUUGAAGAUUUGCAUCAUAGUCAUGUCAUCUUGUUCAUAGCAGCAGUGUUUCUUUGAAUUCAUGUUCUCAAGGGUGCCGGUUUUGUCCUUAUGGUUCUCUCGCUUGCUUGCAGCAAUGUCUGUAACUAUUCGCCAGGUUACUUGUUUGUCUUUCUAGUAUGCACCAGUUGCCUGGUUAGCGUUAACAUUUGGGGAAAUUUUUGAUGAGAUCUAAAUCACAUUUCGUAAAUUGACGUUGUCACAUGAAACAAGUUGUUUGUGUUGUGGGAGCCCAUUUGCUGGGUUA
This is a messenger RNA of Prosopis cineraria, 2244 nucleotides long. Its product is annotated as protein WVD2-like 5. The transcript has 10 exons. The record is from RefSeq and is a predicted model, not a curated record. Gene Ontology annotation, molecular function: microtubule binding. Lineage: Eukaryota; Viridiplantae; Streptophyta; Magnoliopsida; Fabales; Fabaceae. Bases 451 to 1863 code for a protein of 470 amino acids.